Trachemys scripta elegans is the source of this 546-nucleotide messenger RNA. It is a transcript of the gene SNCB, whose product is annotated as synuclein beta. NCBI's taxonomy places the organism in Eukaryota, Metazoa, Chordata, Testudines, Emydidae. Gene Ontology annotation, cellular component: cytoplasm; neuronal cell body; axon terminus. Gene Ontology annotation, biological process: synapse organization; chemical synaptic transmission; synaptic vesicle endocytosis. Gene Ontology annotation, molecular function: cuprous ion binding. The record is from RefSeq and is a predicted model, not a curated record.
AGCCCCCCUCCCUCCCGAGCUGCCGCUAGAGUCCCUGUCCCCCCACCCCCGCAGGAGCCGGGCAGGGGAGCGGCCCAGGGGUUCCCGUUCAUCCGGGCAGCGAGGAGGGGCGGCGCAGCGCAGCUUGCGCGCUGCUGAUGAAAUCCCCUCGCCCGCGGCUGUAGGACGCCCGGCGCAGCGCAAUAUUCAGCAGGGCGAAGCGCUCCAUGGCAGAGCCGCGCUGAGCUGCCCGAGCCCAGCGCCAUCGCCGAUCGCAGAGCCGCCGCCAUGGACGCGUUCAUGAAGGGCUUGUCCAAGGCCAAGGAGGGGGUGGUCGCCGCGGCGGAGAAGACCAAGCAGGGGGUGGCGGAGGCUGCGGAGAAGACCAAGGAGGGGGUGCUGUACGUGGGAAGCAAAACCCAAGGCGUGGUGCAAGGCGUCACCUCAGUGGCUGAGAAGACCAAGGAGCAGGCGUCCCAGCUGGGGGGGGCCGUCAUCUCAGGGGCUGGGAACAUCGCGGCCGCCACCGGCCUGGUCAAGAAGGAGGAGUUCCCCACUGACCUGAAG